AACACGAUCACUCCAGCGAGACGCCAGGAAAGACCGGGAGAGAGGAGAGAUGGGUUCUCUGGGAUCAGCCGAGAAGCCGCACGCCGUGUGCAUACCGUACCCGGCGCAGGGGCACAUCACGCCGAUGCUCAACGUGGCGAAGCUGCUCCACGCCCGCGGCUUCGACGUCACGUUCGUGAACACGGAGUACAACCACGCCCGCCUCGUCCGGACGCGCGGCGAGGCCGCGGUGGCCGGCAUCCCGGGCUUCCGCUUCGCCACCAUCCCCGACGGCCUGCCGCCGUCGGACGACGACGACGUCACGCAGGACAUCCCCUCGCUGUGCCGCUCCACCAAGGAGACCUGCCUCGGUCCUUUCCGCCGCCUCCUCGCCCAGCUCAACGACCCCGCCACGGGCCACCCGCCCGUCACCUGCGUCGUCUCCGACGUCGUCAUGGGGUUCUCCAUGGACGCCGCCAAGGAGCUCGGCCUCCCUUACGUCCAGCUCUGGACAGCCAGCUCCAUCAGUUAUCUUGCAUACCGCCACUACCGCCUCCUUAUGGAACGAGGCCUUGCCCCACUCAAAGAUGCCAAGCAGCUGACGAACGGAUACCUCGACACGCCGGUGGAAAACGUGCCGGGGCUGAGGAACAUGAGGAUCAGGGACUUCCCGAGCUUCAUACUCACCACAAACCCGGAGGAGUACAUGGUAGGCUACGUCAUCGAAGAGACGGAGCGCUGCAAGGGUGCAUCGGCCGUCAUCGUCAACACCUUCGGCGACCUCGAGGGCGAGGCGGUUGCGGCCAUGGAGGUGCUCGGGUUGCCAAAGGUGUACACGCUCGGGCCGCUGCAGCUGGUGGCGCGCGAGGACCCGCCCACGGCGCGCUCGUCCAUCAGGCUUAGCCUGUGGAAGGAGCAGGAGGAGUGCCUGCAGUGGCUCGACGGCAAGGCGGCCGGCUCCGUCGUGUACGUCAACUUCGGCAGCAUCACCGUCAUGACCAACGAGCAGCUGGUGGAGUUCGCGUGGGGGCUGGCGAACAGCUGCAGGCAGUUCCUGUGGAUCAUCCGGCGCGACCUCGUCAAGGGCGACACGGCCGUGCUGCCGCCGGAGUUCCUGGCUGAGACGGCGGGGCGCGGACUGAUGGCGUCCUGGUGCCCGCAGCAGGAGGUGCUGAACCACCCAGGCGUGGGCGCGUUCCUGACGCACAGUGGCUGGAACUCGACGCUGGAGAGCUUGGCCGGCGGCGUGCCCGUCAUCAUCUGGCCCUUCUUCGCCGACCAGCAGAUCAACUGCCGGUACCAGUGCAACGAGUGGGGCGUCGGCAUGGAGAUAGACAGCAACGUCAGGCGCGACGCCGUCGCGGGCCUCAUCGGUGAGCUCAUGGACGGGGAGAAGGGGAAGGAGAUGCGGAGGAAGGCAGAGGAGUGGAGGGAGAAGGCGGUCAGGGCGGCUAAGCCCGGCGGCUCGUCUCACCGCAACUUCGACGAGCUCGUCCGCCAUGUGCUCCUUGCCAAAGAUCAGUAGCUCGUAUAAUUUCCUGUGUGCAUCUAUCGUUGUCAUAUUGUUAUUUCGUCCAAUAGUCUUUGCAAUUGCGAGAGUGAUAAGCCAUAAGUGAUCGGUGUUGUAUCGCGUAUUUGUGGCUACUGCCACUCUGCCAGCUGGCUAAAAGGAUGGUGCAGAAUAAAUUUGUUGCAACUACACGAUCGAGUCUAUGGAAUUCCUGAGUCAAUAGGAGUAGAUUUAUCAACUGGAGGGACCAGAUGAGGGCCAAGAAUCUUCAGACCAGGGAAAUGACUUUAUUUCGGGUUUUGUUAAAAAAUCGAUUUACAUUUUUUGUUGACCAUGUUUGUUCGUAUAAAGAUGCAAAGGGGUGCUACUGCUAAACCAAAUAACAAAUGGAAUCUGGAACACUAGGCAUGUUUGGCGUCCAGGAAGCUAGAUAUUAUAGUGAAAGCAAUGCCAAUGCUAGUGGACAACCAUGAAGGCGAAAAAGGAAAGAUGUGCAAAUGUCAUUUGUAGUUGCCAUGUCUGAUCAUUUACAUGUGUCAAGCUGGAUGUAAUAAACAUGGAGUUGUUUUUUUCCCUUUAUAUGUAAUGCUGGAUGUAAAAUGUAACUUCUUAACCCAUUUGUAUUAAUGUAAAUGACAGCAAGUUCGCAUGUGCUCC
Messenger RNA from Oryza brachyantha (malo sina), 2146 nucleotides. Its product is annotated as 7-deoxyloganetin glucosyltransferase-like. The transcript has 2 exons. The coding region runs from base 50 to 1504 and encodes 484 amino acids. The record is from RefSeq and is a predicted model, not a curated record. Gene Ontology annotation, molecular function: UDP-glycosyltransferase activity. Lineage: Eukaryota; Viridiplantae; Streptophyta; Magnoliopsida; Poales; Poaceae.